AUGGGGAAACCGAUCCAGUAUGCACAGCUUCCCAAAUUUGAGUACCAGACUUUCGAGCGUCAAUAUCAGACCUUCGACCGUCAUACUUUUCAAUUUUCAUUCUAUCCUGUCGCUUCUACAUCAACAGACGAUCUGACACCUGACAAUGAUCAGGGCAACAACCCCACUGAAGCAGGCAAUAUUCCAGAAGAAGGAUCAAGUAGUCCCUCCGCGGACAUUCCAUCAUCCCCUGAGGCUGCAGAAUCGUCUGAAGCGACAACGCCGUCCCCGGAUCCCGUAGAAACCCCCAACGACAAGAAAGACGAGCCACUAGCUGAGGACUCGGCCCAGCAUACAGAAGCGGAACAGGAUGCUACAGACGCUUUGAAUCCAAGCGCACCAGAGCAAGAUUCUCAAGAGCCGAAGAAUGAGACUGGUAUCUCAGAAGAUAGUCCUUCUGUUGACUCAGAUAAGCCCGCACCUGAAAAUGCAGAAGCUGCGGAACAAGUAGGUGAAAAUGCUAAGGCAGAAGAAGAAUCGGCAGCCAAAGAGACCGAGCCAGUACCGGCUCUUCCUGAAGAGGAAACAAGUGGCCCGCCUACAGAUGCUGAAGCUCCUCUGCAGCCUGUAGAUGAGCCCGUAAAUCCCGAUGAGACAGACAACACUUCGUCCGAUGCUCCCGCAACAGAUUCCAACACCGAAAGUCACCCAUCUGACCCUGCCCCUGAAACCGAAGCAUCAUCCGACAAGGCGUCAACAGAUGAGCCGACAGCUACAGAGGCUCAAGAGGAAAAUGCAGCUUUCGCCAACCCUGGUAUUGACACCGAACCAAACCUAGCAGAGUCUACGGAUAAAGUAGAGUCGGGCUCUGGAGAAACGGCGGUUGAUGAAGCUGCCGCAGACGGGGAGAGCAAAGGCAAGAAGGGAAAGAAGAACAAGAAAAAGAAGAAGAAGGGCGCUGCCGCCGUGGAAGAGCCUCCCUCCACACCUCCGCCUCAGGAACCGGAACAGGUCGAGAAUCCUGUUGCCGCUGAAGCAGAAGUCGAACCUGAGGUCAAGGAAGCAGAAGCAGAAGCGGCAACAAGUAUAUCAGACGAGACAAACGACAACCCGGCAGAAGACACCACUGAGCCCGGUCCGUCUGCCAAUGAAGAUCAGGCCGAUGCUGGAGCCGAUGCUGUUACUGACGAUAAAAACCUUGAACCUGCGGCAGAGGAGCCGACUUCUGAAGAGCCCAUUCCUAGUGAUCCUUCUAUGAAUAAGCCUAGCGAUGGAUCUGGUGCUCCGGAAGUUGCCGAGCAUGUCGCAGAUGCCUCUGAAGAACCGCUAGCCGAGUCAUCGCCAGAAAAAGGAGCUUCUGAAGCAGAAGAAUCGCCGGAGACAGCACCUGAGGAACCGCCACAAGAGGAGCUAACGGAGGAGACUGCAUCUGAGAGGGAUGAUGUUAAUGCUGGUGCUGGUGAAGCGGCUCCAGGGAUCUCUGCAACCGACGAAAAGCCUUCUGAAGAAGAAGAGCCGGUUGAAGAGCCGGUCAACACGGAACCCGCGGAGCAAACACUGGCUGAUGAGGGAGUAGACGAGGCAACAGCAGAACCCACGGCUGAGGAAACUCCUGCAGAAGUUCUAGUCGACAACAAAGAAGCAGCAAGCGAUGGACAUGCCUCUGACGCAGAAGUUUCCGGAGAAGUACAGGUUGAAACCCCAGCUACUACCCCAGAGCCGCAGGAAGAUCUAGUGGAAGAAGACAAGGCAGGAGAGGAGGCCUCAGAGGAAGCCUCCCCAGUUAAUGACGCCCCCGUGGAGAAGUCCGACGAUCAGGAAGCUUUGUUGGAGGAAGCAGUUGCUUCCAAGAAGGAACUUCCUGCUGCAGAUUCGGCAGAAGAAACGGUUGCAGAAAAGCCCACCACUACGGAAGAGCCUCAGGCUGAUGAUCCUCCUGUCACUGAAGCUGUUGCAGCAGAACCUACUCCAACGGAAGAGGCUCCUCUUACCGAAGAAGCUCCUGUUACCGAGGAACAUGUUGCUGCUGAAGACGUUCUUGUCGAGGAAGCGCCUGUUGUCGAGGAAUUGCCUAUCACGGGCGAGGCUCCUGCUGCCGAAGAAGCUCCAACUACUGAACCCGCCGUUACAGAAGAGGCUCCCAUCGAAGAAGCCCUUGCCGAAGAAACGCCUCUCGCAGAAGAAGUCCCUGCUGUCGAGGAAGCUCCCGAGCCACCCACUUCUGAAGAAGCCCCCGCGACUGAUCCUGCUGUCACUGAAGAGGUUCACGUUGAAGAAGCCCCUGUCGAAGAAUCACCUGUUGCUGAUGAGCAACUUGCAACUAAGGAAGUGCCUUCUGAGGAAGCCCCUGUUGUUGAUGAGCCUGUUGAGGAAGUAACUACACCUGAAACAGCGCCUGUUAUCGAAGAAACUUCUGCUAUUGAGGAGCCUGCUGUUGUUGAGGAAGUUGCUGCUGAAGAACUACCUGUCGAAGAACCUCCUGCUCCCGAAGCUCCAGUUCCUGAGGAGCAUGCAGCCGUUGAGGAAGUUCCUGUUGAAGCUCCAGCUCCUGAGGAGCCUGCUGCUGUUGGGGAAGUCCUUGUUGAAGAAGCUCCUGAUCCCGAAGCUCUGUUUCCUGAGGAGCAUGCAGCCGUUGAGGAAAUUAUUACUGACAAAGCACCUGUCGAAGAAGCUCAUGCUCCUGAAGCUCCAGUUCCUGAGGAGUCUGCCAAUGCUGAAGAAAUCGCUGUUGAAGAAGUGCCCGCGCCAUCUGUAUCGAGAGGAGUCACCGUUGAUGAAGUCUCAGGGGUUGAAGAGGCCCCCGUUGAAGAGGUCCCCGUUGAAGAGGUCCCCGUUGAAGAGGCCCCCGUUGAAGAGGCUCCCGCUGAAGAAACCCCUGUCACUGUAGAGCCUCCUGUUGCCGAUGAAGUCCCUCCCGCUGAAGCUCCUGUCCAACCCGCUCCGGAAGACACUCCAGCUGAAGAACUUGAGCCAGCUGAGGAACCCCCAGCGGAGCCGCAUGUCGUUGAGUUUGCACCAGCUGAUCAUAUUAUCAUUGAACGUGCCCCCGCUAGCGAUGAGGCGCCUCCUGAAGAUUCUGUUACCGCUGAACCAGCUGUUGGAGAGGCACCUUCAGAAGAGUUAGUCCUUGAAGAUUCAGCUGCUGACAGAGGGUUGUCCGAAGAGGCAACAGACCCUACAAGCGAAUACCCAGAUACCGUUGACUCACUCAAAGAUGACCCCUCGACUACGACCGAAGCUGCCGCUGGAAUUGCAGCCGGAGCCGCCGGCGGAGCUGCCGCCGCCGGUUUGGCUCAUGGCCACAGAAAGAAAAAGCGACGAACAGCCGACAUGGACCGUGAGCGUGGUCACUCCAAGAGCUCAUCUGACGAAUACCCGCCUCGGCUGGAACGACAGAAGAGUACUAAACGCGGUGGUAUCUUCACAAACCGAUGGGCAGAAGCCUUGGAUGAGGCGAAGCGGCAGCAUGAGAAGAAGGUCAGACAUGAAGAGAGACGGAAAGAGAAGUCUGUUGUAGUGGAAAGGGAGUCACGUCAUUCAUCAGGACGCGAAAAAGAGCACGAGCGGGUGAGACGGUCCGAACGUACCGAGCGCUCUACAAGAGAAAAAGAACCUACGCCUGUCAAGACAAGGACGAAGCCCUCGGAGCACUCUAGCGGCAGUGAUCGCGAGCGAAGCGGAAGCUCCUCAUCAAGACACGUGCAGCCCUCAACGCCAAAGCCCAGGGCUUUCCUGAAGUACAUGACAUCAGGGGAGUCAGACACCAAACCCCUACUGAAAAUAAGCGGCGACAAAGCUGCCGCAAAUAUCUAUGAGCCUCAUAGGAGAUCUUCCACGAGCCGUUCCCAUGCGGAUCUCAUCAGACCGAAGAAGAUCGAGCUCGACGUGAAGCUCGCAGAGCUCGCAGAAAAGCCGAAGAAGAAGAGCAGACAAAGUCGAAGGAAGAACCUGAGCAACGCCACCACCAUCACAGCGGAGAAGGGCAUCAUCGUCACCAUCGGCACAAACGUGCGCCGUCUCCUCCAAGGAGCGGAAGUUCCAAACUAA
Messenger RNA from Aspergillus bombycis, 4026 nucleotides. RefSeq names its product PE repeat family protein. The transcript is spliced from 6 exons. The record is from RefSeq and is a predicted model, not a curated record. Lineage: Eukaryota; Fungi; Ascomycota; Eurotiomycetes; Eurotiales; Aspergillaceae. The coding region runs from base 1 to 4026 and encodes 1341 amino acids.